AAUCCAAUGAGGUUUGCCAACUCAGUUUUGAUACAUUUUUGUAUUGGAGGCAAUCAGGAAGUUAAAAAAAAAAAAACCAAAGCUGAAUGUGUUUUCAAACUGGCAGAUAAAAGAAUAUCACCCUUGAAAAUGCUCUGCCCCCAAGCUGACCUGUUGUAGUAAAUGCCCUCCCCUGGGGGUCCUGGGGUGGGAAAAGUUGUCAAAUGCUUGGCAAAUGGCCAGGGCUGGAGGAGGGGGCUUGUAAUUGACAGAGCCAUAACACUGCUAGUCUUGUAACUUUGAAAUAGUACCACCUAGAUGCACUGAAAUACUUCAAUUUAUAUUAUACCAUGUAUCAUUUUCUCUUACACUGGUAGGUAAAAUUUAAAGAAAUGGCAUUCAGAGAGUUUCUGGAACAUGUCGACCAGAUGUACUGUGAUCUUCACAUAGACCCUGCAACUGUUGAUCACAUAUACACAGCAACAAAACAGAUUGUUCAACAAGUGAUGGACGAGAUAGGGAGAAGAAAACCACACCUAAGUAUCAAAGAAGUCAUAAGUGUUGGCAGUUUUGAAGAGGGAACCAAGAACUGCUCUCCAAAUGAGUUUGACUUCAUGGUGUGCUUUGAUUUCCUUUCCAGGAAAGAAACUGUCCAGAUAGAGAGUGUCAAUGGUUGUCAACCAGGUUACAUGGUAGCUUUUCUUAAUGCGUCUGUUGUUAAUGAUGAUGCCAUGGUGAAUGUGAUCAGAAAACUCUAUGAGAAUGUAUGCUGCAUCCACCAUGAGGGGUUGCGGGCUUAUUUCAUAGAGGUCCUCGAAGAAGUUACGACAUCCCUGUUGAUGAAGAAAAUUGUGACACCACAAGGUGUUUUGGUCCUUAAAGGUUCAGAGUUUCUGUCGCUAAGAUUGGAGUGGCAUAAGUUCAAGGAGGAAUAUAAAGGACCUGAUAUUUACAAUGGGCUUUGUCAAAGGGAUCUGCCAUUUCAAGAAUCUUAUUCACUGGAUGUUGAUGUUGAUAUUAUGCCGGCUGUUUCUGUAGAGGACUUGUCUCUUUUGAGUCACCUCCAUGGGUUCCCCAGUCAUCUAAAUGGAAUUAUAGAAAACCAAAAGUUCCAUCUUGUGUGCAAAGUUUCAGGGCAAUCACCUGCUGCACCUUAUCUCCACAUUUCCCAUGCUACUACGGAGGUGUUUCUGGUGCGACAUCUUCAUCCAAUCCAUAAACAAUGCUACAAGAUACUGAAGUAUCUUUUAACGCAUGGCACGGAAAUCAACAGACCAAUCAAAGACAUAAGCUUGUCUUCUUAUGUGUUUAAAAAUGUAGUACUUUUUCAUGAAUAUGACAAGCUAUGCUCAGGAACACCAGAUACUGCAACGUGUUGCAUUGAGAUUAUACGUUACAUCAGAGCCCAAUUAAGGAAGGGCGUGUUUCCCUCAUUCCUGAUGAGAACAACUAAUGUGUGGGGUCAGUGUUACAAAUUUCCACUGUCGUAUUGCUGGAAGCCAAUGGAUCUACCGGAAGAAAUUUGCCUUUUUGACUGCUUUUUCGUCCUGUGGUUCCAGCUUUUGAGGCAAUUUCUUGGAAAGGCACUGACAAUAUUUCAAAAAAUUGAAAUGCAAUUGCAAACAACAGGAAUAGAAUGCCAAAGUAGAGGCAUAUCACCAGAUGAUCAUCUGUCAAGCACCAAUGAAAUAGUGGAAUAUGUUCCAAAUAAGUAUGACCCAUUUAUUCAUGAGUUUGAAGUUCUACAAAAGGAUGUAUUAAUCAUUACAACCAAAUACUCUCAAAAUGAAAGUAAUGCAAAGACUAUUAACCAUGUUGGCAAACCUCCUUCAGAAAGAGUUUGGGAAAUGGUUUUGCCUAGAUUUCCAGAAUUUCUCACAAGAAUUGAAAGUGUGUGUAACAGGAAAGUAAGUAUCCUGAAAGAAAAUUUUGAAGAACUUGAAACAUUGGACAGUUAGUGGCAGAGAGACACCAAAGAUUCCAAAGCAAGAAUGAAUUCUGAUAGUCUAGAUUCAGCUGUCUCUUUCCAACCUGAACAUAAAAAAACGUUCUGUUAUUGUUCCAUAAAAAUAAAAACCUUAGCUAAGACGGACAAACGUAAGCUCAGAAAAACACAACUAAUCACACCAACUAAGCAAAACAAAAGACAACUAAGCAGAACAAAACACAACUAAGCAAAACAAAAGGCACCUAAGCUCAGAAAAACAAAUAAACUCAGAAUAACACAUCUAAUCUCAGAGAAACACAACUAAGCAGAGCAAAACAGAACUAAGCUCAGAAAAACACAACUAAGCACAACAAAUCACAACAAGGGCAAACCGUACCAUUAAUAAAACCACAAUUAUUGAGAGGACUUGCUUGCCUAGCUUUUGCGUUCAUGUAUUCUUGAAGGUUUGCAUGGCUGAUUCCAAGAGGUUAAAUGGAAACCAUGUACAUUCUAGAUCAACUCAAGUACUGUGUUUGUGAUCAUACACAGCUCUGGUAUUGGACGAACAAAUGUUGAAAUUAAAUGGAAAUAUUGCAA
Orbicella faveolata is the source of this 2503-nucleotide messenger RNA. RefSeq lists its product as uncharacterized. The record is from RefSeq and is a predicted model, not a curated record. Lineage: Eukaryota; Metazoa; Cnidaria; Anthozoa; Scleractinia; Merulinidae.